This is a messenger RNA of Pezoporus occidentalis (night parrot), 777 nucleotides long. RefSeq names its product sushi, nidogen and EGF-like domain-containing protein 1. NCBI's taxonomy places the organism in Eukaryota, Metazoa, Chordata, Aves, Psittaciformes, Psittacidae. The record is from RefSeq and is a predicted model, not a curated record. The transcript is spliced from 5 exons. Bases 1 to 777 code for a protein of 258 amino acids. Gene Ontology annotation, biological process: cell-matrix adhesion.
AUGUGGGGGGCUCAGGAGUCCCCCAGCAAUGGUGUCCCUCCCUUAGGACUGCUGUACCCCUAUGGGGCAGAGGUUGGAGACGAAGCCACCCCCCAUGAGGACGAUGGGAUGAGCCCAGAGAUCAUCCUAUGGGAGACCUUCUCCUUCUAUGGACAGCCCUACCGCUCGGUCUAUGUCAACAACAACGGGGUCCUGUCCUUUGGGAUCGGGGUCCCGGAGUUCACCCCCCAAGCAUUCCCAUUGGCCGGGGCCCGCCCCUUGGUGGCUCCCUAUUGGGCGGACGUGGACACGCGGCUGGGGGGCGACGUCUUCUACCGGCAGAGCCGCGACCCACGGCUCUUGGCCCGCUUGGGCCGGGACUUGGCCGCGGUCACCGUGGGGCAGGCGCCGAGCCCAACGUGGGCCUUGGUGGCCACCUGGGACCGGGUCUCCUACUUUGGGGCCGCGUCGGACAAGGUGAACACCUUCCAAGCCGUGUUGGCCACCGAUGGAGCCGCCUCCUUCGUCAUCUUCAACUACGGGGACCUCCAAUGGACCACGGGCAUCUCCAACCAGGGGGACCCCCACAGCGGCCUGGGGGGCAUCGCGGCCCAGGCCGGGUUCGACAGCGGCCCCGGCGGCCGCUCCUUCACCCUGCCCGGCUCCCGCUCCCCCGCGGCGCUGAGCCUCGGCCGCCGCAGCAACGCCGGCACCCCCGGGCGCUGGAUCUUCCGCGUGGAUCGGGGCCCCACCGAGCCCCACGGGGGCACCGAGGAGAGGGUCUACGCGUGCGGGUAG